AUGAUGAAGUUUUCUUCUCUUCUCCUCUUGGUUUUCCUGGUGUCCACUUUUGCGCACUGUGAAUCAUUGCUCUGCUAUUCUGGAUUUGAAGGAGCUAUGGAGAUCGAAUCUGGCUUUGAUUACUGUUACGACACCAUCGACUUUGAUUCUCGUGAAGUUGUCUACGACGGCCACAAAGGACAUAAUCAUAUAUUUAAUGAAACCCGACCAAUAGAAAUGGAAGACGGACCAUGUUUCAUUAACUACGAGAAACAGACCGUCGCUACUUACUGCUACUGUACCGACUCACUGUGCAACGUACCAAGAAGAACACGGCGUCUGGUACAAUCGACUUAUCUUCUCAGUCUUCUCGAGGAAUAUCAUGCAAAACAUCGUGGUUAA
Molecule: messenger RNA, 381 nt
Organism: Caenorhabditis remanei
Lineage: Eukaryota; Metazoa; Nematoda; Chromadorea; Rhabditida; Rhabditidae
Exons: 2
Coding region: 1-381 (126 amino acids)
Source: RefSeq, a predicted model, not a curated record